UUUAACGCUUGUGGAAUUAGAAGGAUCUCACACUCUGCAAAACUUAUAUGACUCACUUGAUCUUCAUGUUGGUCAGUGUUUUGGUGUUCUUGUGACCGCUGAUCAAGAACCUAAAGACUAUUACAUGGUGGCCUCCACACGGUUCCUCAAAACCGUCCUCACGUCCACAGCUCUUCUCCGCUAUGAGGGAGGCAAAGGUGCAGCAUCUCCAGAGCUUCCUAAACCUCCGGUGGGUUGGGCCUGGUCACUAAACCAAUUCCGAUCAUUCAGAUGGAACCUAACCGCAAGUGCAGCUAGACCAAACCCUCAAGGCUCAUACCACUACGGUAAAAUCAACAUCACACGGUCCAUAAAACUAGUCAACACCGUAGGGAAAAUAGAGGGAAAGAAGCUCAGGUACGCGCUUAGCGGAGUGUCACACGUGGAAACCGAAACGCCGAUUAAGCUGGCUCAGUAUUUUGGUGUAGCCGACAAGGUGUUCAAGUACGAUACUAUUAAGGACGAGCCGACCAAGGUUGACACUAGUAAUAUUUUGGUGCAGCCAAACGUUUUGAACAUCGAGCACCGUUCAUUCGUGGAGAUUGUGUUCGAAAAUCAGGAAAGGACUAGACAGUCUUGGCAUCUUGAUGGAUACUCUUUCUUUGCUGUCGCGGUUGAGCCAGGGAAGUGGACGCCGGCGAAGAGGAAGAACUAUAAUCUAUUAGACGCAGUAUACCGACACACAAUCCAAGUUUAUCCCAAAUGUUGGGGAGCCAUCUUAUUGACUUUCGACAACUGUGGCAUGUGGAAUAUUCGGUCUGAGAUUCUCGAGAAACGUUACUUAGGUCAACAGCUUUAUGUUAAUGUCGGCCCGCCAGAACUAUCCCAGAGGGAUGAGUACAGCUUUCCAGCAAACGGUCUCCGUUGUGGCAUUAUCCAGGGCUUGCCUGAUCCUCAGCCUCCCAGAGACUCGCUUUAAUUUGGUUUGGCGUGGUUCAGCCUGGAGACUUGUAGCUCAAGGUUUUUUACAUUCUUAUAUACGUAUGUCCUUAAAAUUUGGUUUCUGUAGGUCGAUGGUGAAAGUGUUAUGAGAUGUCUGUAAUCCAUUACACGUUUAUGAUGCAUGCUAUUUUUCUGAUUUGUUUAAGCCAGACGUUGCGCUGAAUUCGAAUAUAGAAGUGAUAUGCUUUUGAAGCAUGGUAAAC
This is a messenger RNA of Brassica napus (rape), 1184 nucleotides long. Its product is annotated as L-ascorbate oxidase homolog. Bases 125 to 958 code for a protein of 277 amino acids. NCBI's taxonomy places the organism in Eukaryota, Viridiplantae, Streptophyta, Magnoliopsida, Brassicales, Brassicaceae. Gene Ontology annotation, molecular function: copper ion binding; oxidoreductase activity. The transcript is spliced from 3 exons. The record is from RefSeq and is a predicted model, not a curated record.